AGCAGCGAAGAGUUAAUCUCAUCCACUUCAAAUUUGAUUAUAAAAAUGAACUUUUGAAAGCCAAGAUGGUUGCAAAGAAUCAACUAGUUUCAUAUCAUCCGCUUAUCAAGAAGACGCCAUGAACACCAUGGAAGGAAAUUGCAAGGUUUUUACAGAAGAGCAAGAAGCUCUGGUGGUCAAGUCAUGGAACGUAAUGAAGAAGAAUUCUGCAGAACUGGGUCUUAAAUUCUUCUUGAAGAUAUUUGAGAUUGCCCCAUCAGCAAAAAAGUUGUUUCCAUUCUUGAAAGACUCAAAUGUUCCUCUUCACCAGAAUUCAAAGCUCAAGUCUCAUGCCAUGUCUGUCUUCAUCAUGACUUGUGAGUCAGCUGUUCAACUGAGGAAAGCUGGCAAAGUUACUGUAAGAGAAUCCAGCUUAAAAAAACUAGGAGCUGUCCACUUCAAAUAUGGAGUUGUUGAUGAACAUUUUGAGGUGACAAAGUUUGCAUUAUUGGAGACCAUAAAGGAAGCUGUGCCAGAGUUGUGGACACCAGAGAUGAAAAUUGCAUGGGGUGAAGCUUAUGAUCAGCUGGUUGCUGCAAUUAAGACAGAAAUGAAACCUCCCUCUUAGGAAAAUUUCUUGCCUUUCAUGAAAUAAAACUUGGUUAGAUUUUGUUAUUUCAGCAGAUUCAGAGUAAUUAUAUGCUAAUGUUUGUUUCAAAAUCAAUAGAUAACAAAGAAGGGAUGCCAUCUCUUAGAC
This is a messenger RNA of Manihot esculenta (cassava), 736 nucleotides long. Its product is annotated as non-symbiotic hemoglobin 1. The record is from RefSeq and is a predicted model, not a curated record. Gene Ontology annotation, molecular function: heme binding; oxygen binding. Bases 119 to 607 code for a protein of 162 amino acids. The transcript has 4 exons. NCBI's taxonomy places the organism in Eukaryota, Viridiplantae, Streptophyta, Magnoliopsida, Malpighiales, Euphorbiaceae.